Suillus plorans is the source of this 360-nucleotide messenger RNA. RefSeq lists its product as uncharacterized. The transcript has 2 exons. The annotation marks the transcript as partial. Lineage: Eukaryota; Fungi; Basidiomycota; Agaricomycetes; Boletales; Suillaceae. The record is from RefSeq and is a predicted model, not a curated record.
GGUGGCCCACCUACCUAUGCGAAGAUGUGGAAACUCAACAGCUGCACUCCUGGUAUGAUAGCAUUUGGUGUGACUUCGAUAAUCUUCAUGCUAUCCCCAAAUCAAGAAUUCUCCGGGGAUGGUAUUGGAGCCAUUUCUUCGAUCCCUUACCACACCAUCUUCCGCGCCGUGAAAAGAUUCUUCAUCGUCAAGUGGACCCAUGAACGCAUCAAAGCCAUUGUGGGACAAAUCAACGGUUAUGUCUUUGACAAUGUUGCUCAGACAGAGGAGGACGAUACCUCAGGCCAGCCUGAAGACAUGGUUGAUCGUGUCAUGGCAGCAUUAGACGAUUCAGAUAGCAGUUCGGAUAAAGACCCCGUU